AUGCCUGGGGCUGGUCCCAAGAGUUACCCUUGCAUUUUGUGCAAUAAAAGGACAAAGCCUGGGGAUCGGCGACCUGUUUCUUCAAAUAGAAAGUAUACAGAUUUCCUUAAAAAGAACUACCUUGUAGAGGUUGCACUAGAUGAUGUUUCUUGUAGCAAGUGUUACAGAAAAUACACCAGAUCUGUUUCCCUAUCUGAUAACAGCAACAUUUCAAGUCAGUUUCCAUCACAGCAUGAGAGUCAAGACCCAACCUAUCAACCACCAAAGAAACGUAAAACAAUGCAAACGUUACAGAGUCCUAAAAACAUUAUUUUACCUAUUGCUGCAUCAGGAAAUAGUCAUUCAACUUGCGUUGUAUGUAAAAGAAGGGGACCAAAGUUAGUGACUGUAUCUCUAGAAUCACGUUAUAGACUUUUCGUGGAGAAAGGACACCUUAUCAUUUCUGGAACAAGAUGCUGUCCCAAUCAUCUUAAUUCUGAUGGCUACUUUUCAACAGAAGCAAAAGGUGUAAUCAAAGAUGCUGACAAUGCAAAAUCUUGCUUUAAUCGUACUGAGAUUUUCAGUUUGAUUGACAAUGUUCGUGCCAUAGCAAUAAGAAAUGAACAGAAGAUGAUUGACUUUGAUGACCCAAAUUCUUUAACUGAUGGGGACUACGUUAGCCUGACUGGCCUAUCUAAAAAUGACUUUGAGGAUCUAAGCCAGUAUAUCUCUACCGUGAAGUCAUCUAAGAAUAGGACAAGCCAAACCUGCCUAUCAGUACUGCUAGUCAAACUUCGCACAGGAUUAUCCAAUAGACUGAUGUCAACCAUGUUUAACAUUGGGAAAUCAGCGAUAAGACGGGCCAUACAUUCAGCACGAGAGGCACUGUGUUUUAAUUUUGUACCAAAAUUUCUUGGAUUCCAGCACAUAUCCAGAGAAAAGGUUAUCAGUAAACAUACCCGUCCAUUAGCAGAAGAGCUUUUUGGAAAUUUUAGCAAUCCUCCAGCUAUCUUAGUAAUAGAUGGAACAUAUAUCUACAUCCAGAAGAGUGGGAACUUCCAGUUUCAGCGGCGUAGUUACAACACUUAUAAGAACCGACCUCUAGUCAAGCCAAUGGUGUAUGUGACUACAACAGGCUAUAUUGUGUCUGUCAUGGGUCCUUAUUUGUCUGAUUCCAAGAAUAAUGAUGCUGGGAUUAUUAAACAUGCAGUACAAGGAAAUAUGGAAAACAUGAUGAACUGGUUAACAGAAGAAGACAUCAUUGUUGUUGACAGAGGAUUCAGAGAUGCAGUAGAAAUGCUUCAAGACCUAGGAAUUAAGUCUGAGAUGCCAGUGUUUUUACCUAAAGGUCAAAAGCAGUAUACUACAGUAGAGGCAAACACAUCACGGCUUGUCACAAAGGUACGUUGGGUGGUAGAGUCUGUGAACGGUCGGAUUAAACAAUGGAAAUAUCUUUCCAACACUGUACCCAACACACAGAUUCCCUAUAUUGGAGACUUUGUCCACAUAGUUGCAGCGUUAUGCAAUAAAUACAGACCUCCAUUGAACAGUGCAGACCAUGAUGCUGAUCAGAUCCUAGCUGCUUAA
Pecten maximus is the source of this 1566-nucleotide messenger RNA. RefSeq lists its product as uncharacterized. The transcript has a single exon. Bases 1 to 1566 code for a protein of 521 amino acids. Lineage: Eukaryota; Metazoa; Mollusca; Bivalvia; Pectinida; Pectinidae. The record is from RefSeq and is a predicted model, not a curated record.